Myotis daubentonii (Daubenton's bat) is the source of this 1864-nucleotide messenger RNA. RefSeq names its product RAB19, member RAS oncogene family (gene RAB19). The record is from RefSeq and is a predicted model, not a curated record. NCBI's taxonomy places the organism in Eukaryota, Metazoa, Chordata, Mammalia, Chiroptera, Vespertilionidae. Gene Ontology annotation, molecular function: GTPase activity; GTP binding.
GAAACAAAGGGCUGCAGGUGUCCACCGUCUGCUGGAUCAUUGAGCCACGGGUGUUUUGGAGGCGAGAGAAGCAUGGGGUUUCUGUAGGCUGGAUAUCUGUGUGCAUUUUAAUUUGUGUAACGAUAUAGAUUUGUCCUUUUCCAUGCCUUUAAAGAAAACCAAAAAGUACAGCUGGGGGGAAGUGAAGAAGGGAGCAACUUGCAGUGCAGCACAUGAACUUUAACCAUCCAAUGGGGGUAGGUUUCGUGUAUUUUUAUGAGGAGACCCAAGACGAUAGCCUUUGAGGAACCGUUGAGGGCCUGAGGAUAUUUGCCUGGAGGGGAUAUGCUUGGCGCUCCAAAUAUCUGAUGGGCUGGCAUGUGGAAUCGGAAUCUGCCCAGUCCUGGCAUAGCACGAGGGUCAACAGAUGGAACCCUGGGAGAUAGAUUUCAACCUCAGUUCCACUCUAGGGAGGCAGCGCCAUGCAGUUCUCCAGCUCAGCCAGGGCAGCAGAUGAGAACUUCGACUAUUUGUUCAAGAUCAUCCUCAUCGGGGACUCCAACGUGGGGAAGACCUGUGUGGUGCAGCAUUUCAAAUCCGGGGUCUACACGGAGACACAGCAGAACACGAUUGGGGUGGACUUCACUGUGCGCUCCCUGGAGAUCGACGGCAAGAAAGUGAAGAUGCAGGUGUGGGACACCGCAGGCCAGGAGCGCUUCCGGACCAUCACCCAGAGCUACUACCGCAGCGCCCACGCGGCCAUCAUCGCCUACGACCUGACCCGGCGGUCCACCUUCGAGUCCGUUCCUCACUGGAUUCACGAGAUAGAAAAAUACGGAGCUGCGAACUUGGUCAUUAUGCUGAUCGGGAACAAAUGUGACCUGUGGGAGAAACGGCAUGUUCUGUUCGAGGAUGCCUGCACGCUGGCUGAGAAAUACGGCCUCCUUGCUGUUUUGGAGACAUCAGCUAAGGAGUCCAAGAACAUAGACGAAGUCUUCGUGCUCAUGGCCAGGGAGCUGAUCGCCCGCAACAGCCUGCAGCUGUAUGGGGACGGCGCCCUGAACCACCUGCCCCUGGACUCCAGUCCAGUCCUUAUGGCCCAGGUGCCAAGUGAAAAGACCCACUGCACUUGCUGAGUGUGGUCAUCCAGCCAAUAGCACCCGCCAGAGGGCAUCGCUAAACCGGGUCUUCUAGUGUCUGCUGAGUAGCAUUUCAGACCCAAGUGUAGACUUGCCACUAGUUCUCAAUCCUGGGUUCAGACCAGAGGCCACAACAGCUGACUCUGAGGCCAGGGGAUACCACUGUCCUUUCCGAUUUUGCCUUGGAACUAACGGCACAGGGUUAGGAGGACAAGAUUUGCUCUUUUUCAUCUCUUUUCUGUCUCCCCAACCCUUCAACUAUGUUUCCACUGACUUUUGCUUCUCACUUGAAGAAGGUAGUGAGGAAAUAUCAAAGAGGGGCGAGGAUGCUUGGAACACUCCGGAACAGUUUAAAACAGCUUGGUCAUGGGCGGAUGAGAAAAAAGCCUGCAGUGAUAAGCCAGAAUGCCGUUAACAUUUGCCUCCUGACAGUCACACCUCAGGGUUUUAGUUUGGGGAGCAAAGCCUUUUGAUAUAAAGACCAUAAAUACCUCUUGCCAAAUGGUCAGGAGCCAUGUGAUGGAGACAGAACUGGAUUUCACUUCAUUCUAUUUGGGCUGAUGUGGGAGACGUCUCCAGUUCCUUUCCAAAACACCACAUUGGCUGCUGGAUCAGAAGGCAUUUCUGAAUAGUAAUUAAUUUGGCUCACAGAUGAAUAGCAAACCAAUACUGACCUCACAGUAUGGCCCUGGGCACACCAUGUACCUGUAACACACUGUGGUUUUUCAAAGUUCCCCCGAUGGUUG